AUGAGCGAGGCGGCUGAGGCCACCACCUGCGACACCACGCUCCCGCAGGCCGCUGACCCCGCGCCUAAGAGCCCUGCAGCCAGCGGCACGCCCCAGGCCCUGGCGCCAGCCGCGCCCUUCGCGGGGGAGCCCCGACAGAGACGCAGACCCGGACCCGCCCUGGCCUCUUCAGCUCCCGUGGGCAGCGAGGACUCGGAGAAGAAAGUUCUCACCACCAAAGUCCUUGACACUGUCAAAUGGUUCAACGUCAGAAAUAGAUAUGGAUUUAUAAACCGAAAUGACACCAAAGAAGAUGUGUUUAUACACCAGACUGCCAUCAAGAAGAAUAAUCCACGCAAGUAUCUGCGCAGUGUGGGGGAGGGAGAAAUUGUAGAGUUUGAUGUGGUUGUAGGAAAAGGGGGUCCUAAAGCAACAAAUGUGACUGGCCCAGAUGGAGUUCCAGUAGAAGGGAGCCACUAUGCUGUGUGCCGUAGACCUCCCCAUAAUGCUGGUGAGAUUAGACAGAUGAAAGAUGGAGUCCCCAAGAGAACACAACUCCUGGUCCAUCAGAAUCCAACCUACCGCCCGAGGUUCUGCAGGAGACCCGCUCAUCCACGCACGAGCCCAUAUCGUUCCCUACAGGUGAGGGUCGCGGGGGCAAGACACACAGGGCCGCCAGGACCACGAGAGAAGCCCCAGGGUCCCACGCCAGAACCUCUCCAACCCCGUGUGCCAGUGACCUGCCAGUCUCCCCAGAGGCUGUUCACCUUGGAGACCUGCUGCAGAUAUGGGUACGGCCCGGCGCGAGAUUUACACCUUCUCCCCCAGAUAGUCAAGGGCUCACCGGACGCCGCCCGAACCGCGAUGCUUUCCAAGGCACGGGCCCCUCUCUCGGGGUGA
Messenger RNA from Arvicanthis niloticus (Nile rat), 879 nucleotides. The record is from RefSeq and is a predicted model, not a curated record. NCBI's taxonomy places the organism in Eukaryota, Metazoa, Chordata, Mammalia, Rodentia, Muridae.